UGACGGUUAGCGGUGAAAGUCAGCACCGCCGAGCAGCUGAUGCUUUAAACUACACAGGCUAAAAAUAAUUAACCUUUUUUGUUUUUUUCUUGCUCCAGCUUUCACAGUGGUUUAUUUCUUUUCCGUUUCUUUGUUCUCAGUUUUCUUUUCAUCCCAGAAUCCAGCGGAAUGGAAUGAAACUUUGAGGAUUUAGACUUUUUUUCGAGACGUCUCUGGUUGGGGCUGCUGGCUGAAGGCAUGGCCUUUUCCUUUUGUGGCAACGACAAGAACAUUAGUGCCUACAGCGUGGAGAAUGGCGUGCUGAACAAUGGCUGCUUCGUGGACGCUCUCAACCUUGUUCCUCAUGUGUUCUUGCUCUUCAUCACCUUCCCCAUCCUCUUCAUUGGGUGGGGCAGUCAGAGCUCCAAGGUGCAGAUCCAUCACAACACAUGGCUCCACUUCCCAGGCCACAACAUGAGGUGGAUCCUCACCUUCCUGCUUCUGUUUGUUCACGUGUGCGAGUUUGCAGAGGGCAUCGUCUCCAACAAGGUGAUGAACACCGACCACCUUCAUCUCUUCAUGCCAGCAUUCAUGGGUUUCAUAGCAGCAACAACGUCUGUGGUUUAUUACCACAACAUAGAGACAUCCAACUUCCCUAAACUGCUGCUUGUCCUCUUCAUCUACUGGGUGUUGGCGUUCAUCACAAAGUCCAUCAAGCUGUGGAAGUUCACAGAGUUUGGUGUUGGACCGCAACAUUUAAGGUUCUGCAUCACAGCUCUUUUGGUGAUUCUGUAUGGACUUCUGAUGGCCGUGGAGGUGAACGUCAUCAGAGUCAGGAAAUACGUAUUCUUUGCCAACCCUCAGAAGGUCAAACCACCUGAAGAUUUACAGGACCUGGGAGUUCGAUUCCUGCAGCCUUUUGUCAAUUUGCUUUCCAAGGCGACAUAUUGGUGGAUGAAUCCUCUCAUCAUGGGAGCCCAUAAAAGGCCAAUAGAGCUGAAGAAGAUUGGUAAACUCCCAAUCGCCAUGAGAGCACUCACCAACUACCUGCGACUCAAAGACGCCUAUGAGGACCAGAGGACGCCUGAGGAUCGAGAUCAGAACCCAUCCAUCUGGCGCUCCAUGUAUCGGGCGUUUGGCCGCCCUAUCCUGCUCAGCAGCACAUUCCGCUACCUGGCAGAUCUGCUGGGCUUCGCCGGGCCACUCUGCAUCUCUGGCAUUGUGAAGUACCUGGAUGUGACAGAAGUUGUUUCAUCAGAAGACAAGAAAAAGGAAACAUAUUUAGGAGUUUACUUCAUGUCCUCCGCUGAGCUUCUGCAGAACAGUUCUGUCCUCUCGGUUCUUCUCUUCCUGGCGUUGGUCCUGCAGAGGACAUUCCUUCAGGCUUCCUACUACGUCACCAUAGAAACGGGCAUCAACCUGCGUGGAGCACUGCUGGCAAUGAUUUACAACAAAAUCCUGCGCCUGUCCACCUCCAACAUGUCCAUGGGAGAAAUGACGCUUGGGCAGAUCAACAACCUUGUUGCCAUAGAAACCAACCAGCUGAUGUGGUUCCUUUUCCUUUGCCCCAACCUGUGGGCGAUGCCCGUGCAGAUUGUGAUGGGCGUGAUCCUGCUCUACUAUCUGCUGGGCUGGAGCGCUCUGGUGGGGGCUUCGGUCAUCGUUCUGUUGGCUCCGGUUCAGUAUCUGAUCGCCACAAAGCUGGCGGACACACAGAAAAACACACUAGAACACUCCACAGAUCGGCUGAAGAAGACCACAGAGAUCCUGAAGGGCAUCAAGCUGCUGAAGCUGUACGCCUGGGAGGACAUCUUCUGCGGCAACGUGGAGGACACCAGAGGCAAAGAGCUGACCAGCCUCAAAACCUUUGCUUUCUACACGUCGAUGUCCAUCUUCAUGAAUGCUGCUAUUCCCAUCGCUGCUGUUCUCGCGACAUUUGUGAUGCAUCACUUCCUGAAUAAAAGCGGCCCCAGCCCAUCGGAGGCUUUUGCAGCUCUGGCGUUGUUCCACAUCCUGGUCACGCCUCUCUUCCUUCUCUCCACGGUGGUUCGAUUUGCAGUCAAAGCUCUGGUCAGUGUCCAGAAGCUCGGCGAGUUCCUCCAGAGUGAUGAGAUCGGAGACGACAGCUGGAGAAAUGGCGACAUUUCGGUUUCCUUGAACGCGGGAAAGAAACACACGGGAAUGACGAAAGCCAUCAACAGGAAGCAGCCAAUGCGCUACCAGAUGGACAACUACGAGCAGCCAAUCAGGCGGCAGAUGAGGCCCACGGAGACGGAGGAUGUGGCCGUGAAGGUGAGUAACGGAUCCUUCACCUGGGGAAACAACCUGCUGACUCUGUCCGACAUCAACAUCCGCAUCCCUACAGGUCAGCUGACCAUGAUUGUUGGUCAAGUGGGUUGUGGGAAAUCCUCCCUGCUGCUGGCCAUGCUUGGUGAGAUGCAAGCGAUUGAUGGAGUCGUCCACUGGAGCAAGCCGACUGAUUGUGAGCUGGUCCACGAGGGGAACAUCAGUUGGUCAGAGACAGAGGAGUCUGCCGAAGACGCUCCGAGCAAGAACAGGAACUCAGUGGCCUACGCCGCCCAGAAGUCUUGGCUGCUCAACGCCACGUUGGAGGAAAACAUCACCUUUGGCAGUCCAUUCAACAAGCAACGGUACAAAGCUGUGAUCGACGCCUGCUCUCUUCAGCCAGACAUCGACCUGCUUCCUUUUGGAGACCAGACUGAGAUUGGAGAGCGGGGCAUCAAUCUGAGUGGAGGUCAGAGGCAGAGGAUCUGCGUGGCCAGAGCUCUGUACCAGAACACAAACAUCGUCUUUUUGGACGAUCCUUUCUCUGCGUUGGACAUCCACCUCAGCGAUCACCUGAUGCAGGAAGGAAUCCUCAAGUUUCUGCAGGACGACAAGCGAACGGUGGUUCUCGUCACGCAUAAGCUGCAGUAUCUCAUACAUGCAGACUGGAUCAUAGCGAUGAAGGACGGCUCCAUUCUUCGAGAAGGAACCCUGAAGGACAUUCAGACUCAUGACGUUGAGCUGUACGACCACUGGAAAACACUGAUGAACAGACAGGAUCAGGAGCUGGAAAAGGACACACAGCAGGACAGUCAAACCACACUGGAGAGGAAGACCCUGCGCAGAGCUUUUUACUCCAGAGAGGCCAAGAAUCAUGUCGAUGACGAGGAUGAAGAAGAGGUAGAGGAGGAAGACGAGGAGGACGAUUUUUCCCUGAUCGCCAACAGACGUUCAAAGAUUCCAUGGAAGGUGUGCUGGUGUUACCUGUCGUCUGGCGGCUUCUUCAUGGUUUUCCUGAUGGUUUUCUCCAAACUCAUCAAGCACUCCGUCAUUGUUGCCAUCGAUUACUGGCUCGCCGUCUGGACCUCUUCUAAAACCGACUCCGCCUCGCUCAACGAAACCCUGAGCAGCGGCAUCCCCGAGCAGGACUCCCACUACCUGCCCGUCUUCAUCACCCUGUGCGCGGCAGGAAUUACCUUAUGCCUCAUCACUUCUCUCACUGUGGAGUUCCUGGGUCUUUCUGCAGCCACAAACCUGCAUCACAACCUGCUCAACAAGAUCCUCCAUGCUCCCAUCAGGUUCUUUGACGUCACUCCUCUGGGGCAGAUCCUUAACAGAUUCUCAGCUGAUACCAACAUCAUUGACCAGCACAUUCCUCCAACCCUGGAGUCUUUGACCAGGUCCACUCUGCUCUGCCUGUCAGCCAUUGGGGUCAUCUCCUCCAUCACUCCUGCUUUUCUCAUCGCCUUGAUUCCUCUGUCCGUGGCCUUUUACUUCAUUCAGAAGUACUUCCGGGUCGCCUCCAAGGACCUUCAAGACCUGGAUGACUCCACGCAGCUCCCUCUACUCUGCCACUUUUCUGAGACAGCCGAAGGUCUCACCACUAUCAGAGCAUUCCGACAUGAAGCGCGGUUCAAACAGCGCAUGCUGGAGCUGACGGACACCAACAACACCGCCUACCUGUUUCUGUCUGCUGCCAACCGCUGGCUGGAGGUCCGAACGGACUACCUCGGAGCGGUGAUCGUCCUGACGGCGGCUACAGCCUCAAUAUGGAGUUCUCAGUACGGUCUGCCUGCUGGAGGUCUGGUGGGCCUGGGCCUCACCUACGCCCUCACAGUCUCCAACUACCUGAACUGGGUUGUGAGGAACCUGGCGGACCUGGAAGUCCAGAUGGCGGCGGUGACGAAGGUCAACAGCUUCCUGGGAACAGAGUCGGAGAACUAUGAGGGGUCUAUGGAGGCCUCCCAGGUUCCUCAGGACUGGCCCCAGGAUGGCGAGAUCAAGAUCCAGGGGUUGUGCGUCCGCUACGACCCUCUGCUCAAACCGGUCCUCAAACACGUCAAUGCCUACAUCAAACCCGGUCAGAAGGUGGGAAUCUGUGGUCGCACCGGCAGCGGGAAGUCUUCCCUGUCGUUGGCCUUUUUCAACAUGGUGGACAUUUUUGAAGGAAAGAUCAUCAUUGACGGGAUCGACAUCUACAAGCUUCCUCUGCACACGCUCAGGUCUCGGCUUUCCAUCAUCCUGCAGGACCCGGUGCUGUUCAGCGGGUCCAUAAGAUUUAAUCUGGAUCCGGAGAGGGAGUGCAGUGAUGACCGCCUGUGGGAGGCGCUAGAGAUCGCUCAGCUGAAGAACAUGGUCAAAUCUCUGCCCGGCGGCCUCGAUGCCGUGGUGACUGAAGGUGGGGAGAACUUCAGCGUCGGUCAGAGGCAGCUCUUCUGUUUGGCCAGAGCUUUCGUCAGAAAGAGCAGCAUCCUCAUCAUGGACGAAGCCACCGCCUCCAUAGACAUGGCAACAGAGAACAUCUUGCAGAAGGUCGUGAUGACGGCGUUUGCGGACAGAACGGUCGUUACGAUCGCCCACAGAGUGCACACCAUCCUCACGGCCGACCUGGUCAUUGUGAUGAAGCGAGGAAACAUCGUGGAGUACGACAAACCCAAGACUCUUUUGGAGCAGGAGGACGGGAUGUUCGCCUCCUUCGUCAGAGCUGACAUGUAGCGGCGUCUCGUCCAUCGUCAGACGCCGUCAGACUAACAACCAGCUAAACCUCCUCCGCCAUGAAGUUCGUCUUUAACGAAAGCCACUUGACCGGAAAUAUGCAGUAAAAGAACAAAAGUACGGUCGAUGUGAGUCGUUGAACCAUCCGUUCACCCGUUUCCUUCAUGUUCCGACCCUCCUAACUGUCAAUAGGCGUGAGGUAGAAAGGCUUUAGUGGCUCCGUUUCCAUGACAACAGGUUUCAUAACAGCGUCUCAGACCUGAUCUUCUCCAGCAAGCCUCGGUACGGUUCGCUUGGAACGGAGCUCCAGAAAAACCAUCCUUGGUCUUCCUGGUACAGAUUUCCACUAGUGAAGAAUCAAAGGGGAGACUUAAGAAAGUGAUCUGAGCAUGCUCAGAGUGUCCCGGCCUGCUAUGAUUAAGACAAAAUGCAGAAAAACAAACCAAUAUUUUCUACCACUUUAUCGUUACAUUUAGCAAAAAAUGAUAUGGGACUAUUUAGGUUCUUCAGGCACUGGGAAAAGGCUUUAAAGUUUAGAAUAAAGGUGUGCAGCAAAAAACCACCAGUAGAGGGCGCUGUUGAUUAAAGUGAAAACGAGUUUAAAAACAUUUGCUUAAAGGAUUUGGAUGUUUUAGGUUAGAAACAGCGACGGUGAACAAACUUUUCAGUCAACUCAUCUGCUUCCACAACAUUUGGGCCUUUUUCUACGGUUUGUAUGCAGGACGAAGUUCUUAACAUUUUACAAAACUUCACCAUUUGAAGCUUCACCUUUUAAACUUCAGCGUACGUCUAAAAUCGCAGUGUUUCUAUGUGAAAUGUUAAAAAAAAAUGUUGUCGUGGAAAUUGUGUCGUAGCUUUAAGCCGAAUGUGAAACUCGGAAGAUGAUAGGAUUUUAAAAUUCGUUUCUAACCGUUUAUUUGGUUUGUAUGUGACGCAAUAACAAGGACACAUGGGGGGGCGGGGUCACUGAGACUUUUGAUCUCUUUUUUUAUUUUUUGCAAUUGUGCUCGUUUUUAUGGUUAAAUUGUGCCGCCAAAGCAAAACUAGUUAGAGUUUUCUCUAAGGCAACAUAAAUGUAAGCGAACACUGUCUGUGGAUGAAUUACUUAAGACUUUUAAACCUCAUUUAAGGUACUCCUUCAAACUAAAAGCAUCUUAAUGAAACUAUAAAUUAGAUCGUUAAGACCAUCAAAAUUCAGAACAAUAAAGAAAAUUUGCUUCGUUGCUGAUUUGUCUUUAUUUACACUUAUUUCAUGUUGUUUUGACCUCAGUAAAAUAAACCUUUAUGUUUCCUGCCACAGAACUGCUGUGAUUACCUGUUCAUUUGGUUAAAAGGAUUUCCAUCUGUCCAUUUUCUAGACCCACUGCAUCCCUUUCGGGGUUAACGGAGUCCGUGCCGGCCAAUGUUGGGCUAAAAGGUUUUCAGUAAAUCAAUUUUUUGUACGUUUUUCAGUUUGCAAAAACAUUUUUUCAUCUCUGUUCAAUAAAUGCCUGUUUAUGAAAAUCAAAA
Messenger RNA from Oryzias latipes (Japanese medaka), 6489 nucleotides. RefSeq names its product ATP-binding cassette, sub-family C (CFTR/MRP), member 9 (gene abcc9). Gene Ontology annotation, molecular function: sulfonylurea receptor activity; ATP hydrolysis activity; ATP binding. NCBI's taxonomy places the organism in Eukaryota, Metazoa, Chordata, Actinopteri, Beloniformes, Adrianichthyidae. Gene Ontology annotation, cellular component: membrane. Gene Ontology annotation, biological process: potassium ion transport; transmembrane transport. The record is from RefSeq and is a predicted model, not a curated record.